Odocoileus virginianus texanus is the source of this 764-nucleotide messenger RNA. The record is from RefSeq and is a predicted model, not a curated record. NCBI's taxonomy places the organism in Eukaryota, Metazoa, Chordata, Mammalia, Artiodactyla, Cervidae.
GUGGCCCUCCAUGAACACCAUUUUUCAGGGUUUGAGCUUUUUUUUUCUCUCUUUGUUGGGGGCUGGAGAGUGUAUAAUAACUUACACACGGGGAUAGCUGAUGAGUGAGACCAUAAGAAAGACCUGGAUCCUUUUUGCCAUUCUGAUGGUAGAUGAUGAGACAGGCAACCAUGGAUUUCAGCACUCCAUCUGUAUUUGAUCCACAGAAAGGUGAUUCAUCUGAAGAAGUUGACCUGACCAUGGUUUAUCAGGCAGCAUCUAACGGAGAUGUCAGUGCUCUGACUGCUGUGAUUCGGGAAGACCCUUCCAUCCUAGAAUGCUGUGACAGUGAAGGAUGCACACCCUUAAUGCAUGCGGUUUCUGGACGUCAAGUGGACACAGUGAAGCUGCUGUUGAAGAUGGGAGCCAAUAUUAACACGCAGGACGCUUAUGGCCGCACGAGUCUCUGUCUGGCAACCUAUCUGGGAUGGCUGGAAGGCUGUGUGAGUCUACUCAGAAAUGGUGCCAAGCACAAUAUCCCAGAUAAAAACGGCCGUCUGCCACUGCACGCUGCCACCGCUGAGCCCGAUGUGAGGCUCCUUACAGUCCUGGUGCAACAGUCAAACCUCAACGAGAUUAAUCACCAGGACAAUGAGGGGAUGACAGCACUCCACUGGGCAGCUUUCCACAACCGGCCUCAACACACCCAAAUGCUGCUGAAGAAGGGGGCAGACCCCACCCUUGUGGACAAAGACUUCAAAACAGCUCUCCACUGGGCAGUCCAG